This is a messenger RNA of Osmia bicornis bicornis, 1362 nucleotides long. Its product is annotated as leucine-rich repeat-containing protein 9-like. The record is from RefSeq and is a predicted model, not a curated record. The transcript has 3 exons. Gene Ontology annotation, molecular function: protein binding. The coding region runs from base 13 to 1275 and encodes 420 amino acids. Lineage: Eukaryota; Metazoa; Arthropoda; Insecta; Hymenoptera; Megachilidae.
AUAUAAAAUGUAAUGUCUUUAUACAGAACAGAUAGUGCUAAUGACUAUUUGCAUAUGAAGUAUGCAAAUUAUUGGAAUGAUUCAAGUGAAAUUUGCCAGGUGUUUAAAUUAACAAAUGCAGAUAUCAGAAAUCCCAUGUUUGUUAUAGAAUAUGAAUACAUAUUGAAUGAAUCAACAAAUGAAGACAAAUAUGAAACUUCUGUUAUACCACCUAGAGUAAAUGAAUCUCUGCAUGUAUGCUUAUCUAAUUUUAAUAUUGCACAAUAUAUUAAUAUUAAUGAAAGAGUGCAGUUACAUAAUCUCAGAAAAAUAUGUAUUUGUGGACAGAAGAUAAAUUCAAUUGAUAUGGAUUUGGAUUUACCUAAUUUAAGAGAACUUGAUAUUUCAUUUAAUCAAUUAAUUGAAUUCCCAAAUUCAAGCUUUAUGAAGAACGUGAAAAUAUUAAAUAUUAGUUUCAAUAACAUACAAGUCAUACAUGUUAAAGAAAUUUUACCCACAUUGCAGGAAUUGGAUAUAUCAUGGAAUUGUUUAAUACAUUGCUUUCAAAGCAUUCAAGUUUUUACAGCUCUUAUACCCAACAUAUGUAAAUUGAAUAUAUUUAACAAUCCUUUUAAAGAUAUUAUUGACCCAGAAGUAGCUGAAUAUUUAAUACACAUAUAUUUGCCAAAGUUACAGUUUAUUAAUGAAAUUAAAUGUGAAGAUCUUGAUUUAUCCACAUAUUAUUUCCCAUGUGCAUUUAAUAUGUGUAAGCUGAGCAACAAACGACGUAAUAAAGUAAUGUUUUUAAAACAAGGUAUAAGAGGACAAGUGAAACUAAGAGAAAAGAAAGCUUUUAAUCGAGCCAAAUAUAUUCACAUAUCAAAAGAUUGCUUUACAGUGUACAAUAUUUUACAAAAUGGAGUGAAUGUACAAGAGUUUUGUGCUACAUGUUGUUUAUUAAUAACAUUUCCCGUAGUAAAGCCUUUGAAAAAUUUAAUUAAACUAAAUCUUGGUAGUAAUUUUAUUUCUAUAUUGGAUGUCUUUACUCAACAAAAUUUUCCAACAUUAAAAUACCUGGAUUUAACUAAUAAUUUAAUCACAAGCCUAGAAGCAAUGGGAUCAUUUCACACAUUACAAGAGUUUUAUUGUGGGAAUAAUGAAAUAGAAAGCCUCGUGCAAAUAGAUAAUGUUAAAUCAUGGAAAAUGUUAUAUAUUAUAGAUCUUUGCAACAAUCCAAUAAAUGCAGAUACAUUAUAUAAAAAGUUUAUUAUAUUUCACUUGAGCAAUAUUGAAUAGUAUAUUUCUGGAGAAUCUGUACAAAAUGUAGAUAUCUCUGAAGCAAGAUACAUAUUUGGCAACAAAUUAGAUAAAUAUGUGCUAAAU